GAUCAUUUAUAAAACAAAUACAAAAAAAGAUGUUGUUAAUGAGGCAGUCAAUUGGUGAAUAGUUCAAAGUUGGCAACCAGAGUGAAGUGUGAACUGUGGUUCCUCUUCCUUCUACCCAUUGAGAAGAACUGCCCUGCUCUGACAUAGUUCCCACUUGGUACUACUACUUAAUACUAGUCCAUAAUUUAUUUGGUUGAACUAUUGAUUUUGACACCUUCUUGGUGGCUACUGUACCCAGUGUUAAACAAGAAAAAACUUGCAAAAUCCCCAAAACCAUCUACCUAAAAGAAAAGCCAUUGAUUUUACAAAGACUAUUCUUUCAACAACAAAAAAUAAUUCUACUCCUUUUCCACGGCAUUCUUGGAACCUUACUAGUUUUGACAACCCUUUGACCUUUUCUCUAAUGACUGCUACAACCCAAAUGCCCCAAACCAAUAUUCUUACUAUUUAAACACCAAUCUUUUCAUUUUUUUGGUAAAAAACAUAGGAAAUCCCUUCCUUUUCUUUUUGCUAAAAGAAAAAACAAACAGCUUUGAUAAAGAUGAAAUUUGGUAAAGAAUUUGCCUCCCAAAUGGUCCAUGAAUGGCAAGAAGCCUACAUGGAUUAUAACUAUCUAAAGGGUGUGUUGAAAGACAUCUCAAAAUUCAAGCAGAGAAAUGCACCAUUACCUGAAGUUGCAGCCACCCCAAAAGGCUCCUUAAAGAGAAGGAUAUCUAUGUAUAGAGCCUUUAGUGGACUGCAAAAUAGAUUCAGUUUCAAAGAUUCACCUAGAAAUCCCAAUGAGGAUGAAGAAGUUAUUUUAGUGAGUUCACUGCAGCCAGAAGGCUCACAAGGACAUCAUCAAACUAUGUUUCUCAUGUCAUCUGAACAAGGUGGAGAAUAUGAGAUGGUUUUCUUUAGAAGACUCGAUGAUGAAUUCAACAAGGUCUUAACUUUUUACAAGAAAAAAGUAGGGGAAGUUAAGGCUGAAGCUGAUGAGCUGAGUAAACAAAUGGAUGCACUUAUUGCUCUAAGAAUUAUGGUUGAUAAACCUUCAAUUGGAAUGGAUAGUGCACAAGUGAUGAUGGAUUCUACAGCCAAUGAUGCUAGUUCCUUGUCUCCAGCACCAGUGGUUCCUACUCAUAUGAGAAGUCCAGGUAGGUCACACAUGGAGUCAAUUCAAGAAGUUGAGCUGACAGGUGAGGAUAUUCUGGAAGAGGAAUCAUCAGCAUCAGGGAAAAGGGAUGAAGCAAAGAAGAAUCUCUCGCGUUUUAGGCCUGCUCCAAUAGAGAUUUUGGACAAUGUCAAAAUCAAUAUUGAACCAGCAACACCUAUCUCGACUUUGAAAAAUGUGAUCAAGACUUCGAAUGCAAACUUAAAAUUCAGCAAAGACGAGCUCAAAAGAGCUGAAGAACAAAUGAAAAAGGCUUUUGUUGAGUUCUGUCAAAAGCUCCGACUUCUGAAAAGCUACCGUUUCUUAAACGUGUUGGCAUUCUCCAAGAUCAUGAAGAAGUAUGAUAAGACGACUUCAAGGAAAGCUUCGAAAUCAUACUCAGAUAUGAUUGAUAAAUCUGAUCUUGGUAACUCUGAUGAGCUUAACAAGCUCAUAGAAAGGGUGGAGGUCACGUUCAUAAAGCAUUUUGUCAAUGGAAACCGAAGGAAAGGAAUGAAAUCCUUAAGACCACAAGCUAAAAGAGAAACUCAUAGAGUAACAUUUUUCCUAGGUUUGUUCUCUGGCUGCUCAAUAGCAUUAGUGGCAGCUAUUAUUGUAGCGAUACGUGUGAGACACCUUCUAGAGCAUAAGGAUCGUCGGAAGUAUAUGGAUAACAUAUUUCCACUCUACAGCCUAUUCGGAUACAUUGUUCUCCAUAUGCUCAUGUACGGGGCGAAUGUAUACUACUGGAGGCGUUUCCGGGUCAAUUAUCCCUUCAUAUUUGGCUUCAAGCAGGGCACAGAGUUACGUUACAGACAAGUUUUCCUCCUUGCUUCUGGUCUUUCAGUACUUGCAUUGGCUGCUACACUUUUCCACCUGGAUAUGGAUAUGAACCCGAUAACAAGAAGAUAUGAGACUGUGAAAGAGCUGAUCCCACUUAUGUUGGUGUUUGUUCUUCUUCUGAUAAUCUUUUGUCCUCUAAACAUCAUAUAUCGUUCAAGUCGUUUCUUCUUUCUAAGAACUGCCUGGCACUGCCUGUGCGCUCCCCUCUAUAAGGUUACUCUUCCAGAUUUCAUCUUGGCAGAUCAACUAACCAGCCAGGUUCAAGCAAUUAGGAAUUUGCAAUUCUACGUCUGCUACUAUGUAUGGGGCAACUUCAAAACAAGAUCAAACACUUGUCAAGACAGCAAUGUUUACCAGAUCCUACUCAUAGUCGUUGCAAUUAUCCCCUUUUGGUCUCGGUUUAUUCAGUGUCUUCGGCGUUUAUUUGAAGAGAAAGAUUCGAUGCAGGGGCUUAAUGCCCUCAAAUAUUUCUCAACCAUUGUCGCUCUUGUAAUGAGGACACUAUAUGAUCAGAAGAGAGGAGUUUUUUGGAAAGUAAUGGCAGCAUCAACAUCAGGAAUUACCACAAUUGCAAACACUUACUGGGACCUUGUCAUCGAUUGGGGUCUGUUGCAAAGGAAUUCAAGAAACCCCUGGUUGAGAGACAAGCUACUUGUGCCAUACAAGAUUGUCUACUUUGUUGCCAUUGUUCUUGACAUUAUUCUGAGGCUAGUAUGGAUGCAGUUGGUUCUAGAUAUAAGAGAACUACCAGGUCUGCACCCAAAAGCAUUUACUGCAAUUGUUGCCUGUUUGGAAAUCCUUCGCCGAGGCUUGUGGAACUUUUUCAGGUUGGAAAAUGAGCACUUAAAUAACGUCGGUAAAUAUCGUGCCUCCAAGUCUGUACCCCUGCCUUUCAACUACGAUGAAGACAAGAGUAUGUAAAAGGCAAAUCAAGAGUACCCGAAGCACAAAAAAAGAUUUUCAUUUUGCUUUAGUUCCUCUUUUCUUGUACAUUUUUUUGAUUCAUGUGUCAAUGGUGCUUGUAAUGAAGUUUUGUUCAUGAAAUUAGACAGUUAGGUAUUGCUUAGCUUUUAUGUUUUGUAUCUGAAUUAUGAACUUCUCCUGUAAUCAUGUCUCACAGUAGUGCAUAAAAAAAGACUUGUUUGAUCCAAAA
Capsicum annuum is the source of this 3128-nucleotide messenger RNA. Its product is annotated as phosphate transporter PHO1 homolog 9. Gene Ontology annotation, cellular component: trans-Golgi network; plasma membrane; cytoplasm. Gene Ontology annotation, molecular function: inositol hexakisphosphate binding. The coding region runs from base 542 to 2896 and encodes 784 amino acids. Gene Ontology annotation, biological process: phosphate ion transport; cellular response to phosphate starvation. The record is from RefSeq and is a predicted model, not a curated record. NCBI's taxonomy places the organism in Eukaryota, Viridiplantae, Streptophyta, Magnoliopsida, Solanales, Solanaceae. The transcript has 13 exons.